This is a messenger RNA of Grosmannia clavigera kw1407, 1371 nucleotides long. Its product is annotated as sulfate transporter protein. Lineage: Eukaryota; Fungi; Ascomycota; Sordariomycetes; Ophiostomatales; Ophiostomataceae. Gene Ontology annotation, biological process: molybdate ion transport. Gene Ontology annotation, molecular function: molybdate ion transmembrane transporter activity. The coding region runs from base 1 to 1371 and encodes 456 amino acids. The transcript has 2 exons. The record is from RefSeq and is a predicted model, not a curated record.
AUGACUUGGGAUCUUGCGCGUCGCCAUGAGCACAACGUGCAGACGCUGCGACGGUCGCCGCUGGCCGAGAUCUCGGGUGCGCUGGGCGACCUGGGCACGCUGCUACCGCUGAUGACAGCCCUGGCUGUGCAGCACUCAGUUUCGCUAUCGUCGACGCUGGUUUUUUCGGGGCUCUUCAACGUGGCCACGGGCAUUGUGUUUGGCAUUCCGUUGCCGGUGCAGCCGAUGAAGGCCAUUGCUGCUGCAGCGAUCGCGUCGCGGGCGUCUCUCCGGGACACCGUCGCGGCCGGUGGUCUCGUCAGCGCGGCUGUGCUGCUGCUGGCGGCCACGGGACUGCUGCGCUGGCUGGCCGUUCACGUCCCGGUGCCGGUGGGCAAGGGCAUCCAACUGGGCGCCGGCCUGUCGCUGAUCAUCUCGGCGGGCAACAGCCUGCUUGGGCCGCUGGGCUGGCUGCAGCCGUCGGGGCUGGAUAACCGACUGUGGGCGCUGGCUGCGUUUGUCGGGCUGAUGGCGACGCAGGGCUUUCGUGGAGGCCGAUUCUUCCCCUAUGCUCUGGUCACCUUUCUCGUCGGGCUCGCGCUGGCUUUGGCGGUUGCGCUGACGGCUCACGCCGCCGACCACAAUGUGCGUCUGCCCGGCUUUGCGUUGUGGCGGCCCCGCGUUCUUCUGCCGCACUGGCUGUCGGGCGAGGCCUGGGGAAUGGCCGUGGCGCAGCUGCCGCUGACGAUGCUGAACUCAGUUGUGGCCGUGAGCGCACUGGCGAGCGAUCUGCUUGGCGGCUCGACCACGCCUGCCUCCGUUACCGCUCUCGGCUGCAGCGUCGGCCUGAUGAACCUGGUCGGCUGCUGGUUCGGAGCCAUGCCGGUCUGUCACGGGGCUGGCGGGCUGGCGGCGCAGUACCGCUUCGGGGCUCGUAGCGGUGCCAGCGUCAUUCUGCUGGGUCUCUUCAAGACAACCUUGGGACUGCUGCUGGGCGAGACGCUUGUCGACCUGCUCGGCUUCUUUCCGCGCGGCGUGCUCGGCGUUCUGGUGCUGGCCUCGGGCCUGGAGCUCGCCGCCGUCGGCAACAGCCUCAAUCAAGGCGCGCCCGAUCUCUGGGAGGUGGCGGCGAAUAAUGUGAGAAAUGAAGCCGCUGCAGCCACGGCAUCUGACACAGACACCCAAGCGAACCGCAAGCAUCGCGCUCUCUCCGACGACGAACGCCUCGAGCGCUGGACUGUCAUGCUCACCACCACGGCUGGCAUCCUGGCCACCAAGAACGACGCCGUCGGCUUCGCGGCCGGCCUGCUCUGUCAUGGCGCAUAUCGCCUGGCCGACCACUAUCGCCAAAGAUGGCCGGCCGGUGGAGAGGGCCGACCGUUGCUAGCUUAA